This is a messenger RNA of Microsporum canis CBS 113480, 576 nucleotides long. RefSeq lists its product as hypothetical. The coding region runs from base 1 to 576 and encodes 191 amino acids. The transcript has 3 exons. The record is from RefSeq and is a predicted model, not a curated record. NCBI's taxonomy places the organism in Eukaryota, Fungi, Ascomycota, Eurotiomycetes, Onygenales, Arthrodermataceae.
AUGUUGUUCUCUACUCUCGUCACUCUGCCCGUCAUCGCGAGCACCGUCUCUGCGCUGGGCUCCAACUACACCGUCCCACCAGACUUCAAUCCCGGCCUCGUCUCCCCCGAGGAGAAGACAAACUGGUGUGACGCCGAAGCAAACACCUGUAACGAUGUCUGCGGUUCUUACAAGGUCAACAGAUGCGAUCCGACGCUCCUAGAGUACUCCUGCGAGUGUCAGAACGGCACCAUCCCACAGAUGGACCUAUACAUCAACUCGCUUCCCUGGUUCAUCUGCCAGGCUACUUUUGGCCAGUGCAUCAAGGCUCAUCCCGACGACGCGGAUGGCCAGCAGGUCUGCAAGGACAACCAGGACAAGUGCGGCAAGCUGAACGCGACUGCCUCCAACGGUGACGGGUCUCAGACUAGCUCUUCCAGCAGCGAGCCCACCGCCUCUUCCACCAGCAGCCCUUCUGCUACUUCGACCGGUUCUACUCCAUCCAAGACCAAUGCCGCUGCUGUCAUGGUGGCUAAGGAUUACUCCCUCGGCAUCUUUGCUACUGUCGUCCUGGGUGUCUUUGGUCUGAUGUUGUAG